Molecule: messenger RNA, 2239 nt
Organism: Trichomycterus rosablanca
Lineage: Eukaryota; Metazoa; Chordata; Actinopteri; Siluriformes; Trichomycteridae
Gene: slc26a1
Product: solute carrier family 26 member 1
Exons: 2
Coding region: 16-2052 (678 amino acids)
Biological process (GO): transmembrane transport
Cellular component (GO): plasma membrane
Molecular function (GO): oxalate transmembrane transporter activity; secondary active sulfate transmembrane transporter activity; chloride transmembrane transporter activity
Source: RefSeq, a predicted model, not a curated record
CAGAAGAAGGGACCAAUGGAGACCAUUAAGUCCAAACUUAGCCCCUCACUUUCCUGUUCACGACCCAAAAUUAAGAACCUAAUAACAGACUUCUUUCCCGUUCUGCGCUGGCUGCCAAAGUACAAGAUAAAGGAAUAUGUGUGGGGUGACUUGAUGUCAGGGCUCAUAGUGGGCAUCAUUUUGGUGCCUCAAGCCAUUGCUUACUGCCUGCUGGCAGGCGUGGAACCAAUUUACGGUUUAUACACGUCCUUUUUCGCAAACAUUAUCUACUUCUUCUUGGGCACAUCCAAGCACGUAUCAGUAGGAAUCUUCAGCCUCAUGAGUUUAAUGGUUGGACAGGUUGUGUACAGAGAGGUCUACCUGGCGGGGUUUGAUCUGAGUGAGGACAGUAAGAAAACGACGCUAGACGGCGGAUGGAACGGCACUGAAGAUUACCAGGAUACUGAACUUAAUCUGACCAUAAAAACAUUGAACAUGGAGUGUGGAAAGGAAUGCUAUGCUAUCAGUAUUGCAACAGCCUUAACAUUUCUUGCUGGAGUUUACCAGGUUUUGAUGGCCGUGUUCAGGCUUGGCUUUGUGUCAGUUUAUCUCUCUGCACCAAUGCUAGAUGGUUUUGCCACUGGCGCCUCUUGCACCAUUUUAACAGUCCAGGUGAAGUAUCUAGUAGGCUUGAAAAUCCCUCGCCACCAGGGCUACGGAACAACUGUGGUGACUUGGAUCAACAUUUUCAAGAACAUACACAAGACCAACUUCUGUGAUUUGAUCACCAGUGCUAUUUGUAUCGCUGUAUUGGUGGCAGGGAAGGAGCUUCAGGAUCGCUACAAGGACCGCCUGAAGGUGCCGCUCCCCACAGAACUGGUAGUAGUGGCGGUAGCUACCGUAGUGUCUCACUUUGUUGAUCUUAAUGGCCAGUACAACUCGAGUAUCUCGGGUGCCAUUCCAACUGGUUUUAUUCCUCCAAAGGUGCCUGAUUUUGAUCUGAUGUUGCGGUUAGCGAUUGACGCCAUUCCUCUGGCUGUGAUCAGCUUUGCUUUUACUGUCUCCUUGUCGGAGAUAUUUGCUAAAAAGAAUGGCUAUACGGUCAGACCAAAUCAGGAGAUGCUAGCAAUUGGUUUUUGUAACAUCAUUCCAUCUUUUUUCCACUGCUUUACAACGAGUGCUGCUCUUGCCAAGACGAUGGUGAAAGACUCUACAGGUUGUAAGACACAAGUUUCUAGUGUAGUGAGCGCCAUAGUGGUGCUUUUAGUCCUUUUGUUUUUAGCCCCGUUUUUCUAUGCCUUGCAGAAAUGUGUCCUCGCGUGCAUCAUUAUUGUCAGUUUAAGAGGCGCCCUGAGAAAAUUCAAAGACUUCCCCAGGAUUUGGCAGCUCAACAAGAUUGAUGCUGUUGUCUGGAUGGUCACCAUGUGUUCCACUGCUUUGAUCAGCGUGGAGAUCGGGCUCAUAAUUGGUGUAGUUUUCUCAAUAAUAUGUGUUGUGGCACAAACCCAGUAUCCUAAGGUUUCACUACUCGGCCAAAUUGAGAAUACUAAUUACUAUGAAGACAUGGACAACUAUAAUGACCUUUUGGUUAUUCCAAAAGUAAAAAUAUUCCGCUUCCAGGCUCCACUCUACUAUGCCAACAAGGACUUUUUCUUAAAGUCACUUUACAAGGCGGUUGAACUUGAACCGUUCAUUGAAAAAACCCGGAGAAGAAAACUAGAGAAAAAAUCUAAAAACAAAAGGCGGACAGAUACAGAAAAUGGCGAUGUUAACACAGGUCUAAUUGCUAAUGAGCUGGAAUUUCAUACUAUCAUCCUUGACUGUUCGUGCAUACCCUUUAUUGACACCACAGGAAUAAACACCUUAAAAGUAUUGAUGAAAGACUACAAAGACAUUGGUGUGAAUGUAAUUCUAGCCUGCUGCAACCCAACAGUCAUUGAUUCUCUAAGAAAAAGUACUUUCUUUGGUCCUGCUGAUAAAGAUAUACAUGCGCUAGCAUUCCACACAGUUCACAGUGCAGUUUCUAUUGCUACAUCUAAUAAUGAGGCAUCAGUUAACACCUCAUCUGUGUAAAUUGACCACAGACUGAUUGAAUAAUCACAGUCAGUACAACACGUGCACACUACCAAACUAAUUCUAGUAUUAUGUUUUGAAAAACUGAACAUCAAUUUUUAUUUUAUAACUGACAAUUUUUAAAUCAGUGAGUCAUUUUUUUUACUAAAUGAUAAUAAAAAGAUAUGGGUAUUGUUACUGUAUGAAG